Messenger RNA from Aureobasidium vineae, 1275 nucleotides. Lineage: Eukaryota; Fungi; Ascomycota; Dothideomycetes; Dothideales; Saccotheciaceae. The record is from the annotation of a GenBank genome assembly.
AUGGCCGCCGUCAUGUCGCAACUGCCGCAUCAUCACGCUACCCCUCGUCCAAUCGACACGCAAUCCAACAAGAUCAAGAUCACCCCUCCGAAUCCCCAAUUUCUGCCCUCGUCGGUCCAAAACCUCCGUGGAGGCCAACUCACUCUCGACACCUUCUCGCCCGUCAAUCAGAAUGGCAGUUUCGAAUUCGAUCGCAUCAUCAAGGCCGGCCAAGUCUCGAAGCGGACCCGCAAGAUCAAGUCAUGGAAGUCCAUCUACAUUGUAUUGAGGCCCAAUCUUCUCUCCAUAUACCGCGACAAGACCGAGUCGAAUCUCCGUCAUCAAAUCACCCUUUCUGAUCUCACUGCUAUUGCCCGCCAAAAGGAUCCGAAAGGCAAGGCCAAGCAUGUCUUUGCCCUCUUCUCCCCUUCGAGGAACUACCACCUGGAGGCCGCCUCGGACCAGGACGCUCAAGAUUGGGUCCAGCUCAUCAGGCGUGAGGCUCGCAUUGAUCAGAAUGAGGAAGAGAUAGUCUUGGCCAGCCCUGGCGGUGCGAAAAGCACCUACCGCGGCUUUGAGAGGCACACGGAUCAUACCUUCAAUCAGGACAUUCCCCAAGGCUAUAGUUCCUCGGAAGCAGACACUCCCAUCUACAACCCUCCGAUACGUCGGCCCAGACAGGCGUUGCAUAGCAAACGCAGACCCUCGCACACGCUCGACUACUCUGGCCCUGAGAACGCUUCAUAUUCCGACUUUUCAGAUUCCCAAGGCCCUUCGGCUCGCAUGUCAUCCCUAUCACUUACCUUGGCAGAGAAUCAAUCACAGCAAAUGCCAACGUCGGCUGGUGCCAAUGCCAUCUACGGUGCCAACACGCGCACCCCUCUGGCACCACGCAAUGUUAGUCAAACCUCAGGCAUACAAACAGUGAAACAAGACGAAGAAAGAGUCAUCUGUCAAGGGUGGAUAUACAUGCUCAAGUCAAAGUCAGGGGUGCGACAAUGGAAAAAGUCAUGGAUGGUCUUGAGACCAAAGUCGUUGGCCCUGUACAAGAACGAAGAAGAGUAUGCAGUGGUGCUGCUCAUCCCAUUCCACAACAUUAUCGAUGCCGUCGAAAUCAACCCUAUCAGCAGAAGCAAGCAGUUCUGCAUGCAGCUUAUUACCGAAGAGCGCAACUACCGCAUGUGUGCACCAGAUGACGAUGGGCUGGCUCGGUGGUUGGGAGCGGUGAAAAGUCUGCUGGUCAAGCGAAAGGAAAUGGCUGGGGGCAUACAACGAGCCGGGACUGGAGCAAGCUGA